AUGAGAGUUUUGAGCAUUCUCCUGUUUUUUCUUGCGGCAGAUGCAAAAAGAAAGAAACGAGGAAGAGUCAAGGGAGGAACGAAAGUUAACAGCGCCACCAAAUAUCCCACUUAUGUGGCGCUUGUUAAAAAAAAUUUCUUUCCUUUUUGCGGCGGAUCGAUUUUGGACGAAACAACGAUCCUUACUGCUGCUCAUUGCCUACCCAGCACUGAUCACAUCAUCGUCUUUGGAACGAACAAACGGGGAAGCACCCUUUCCAGCAGCGAAAAACGCACCAACACGGUCGGAAUCAAAAGCGUCAACAUCAUUGGUAACAUCAUUGCGGGGAAAAAUACGUGGAACAACGACUGGGCUAUUGUGAAGUUGGCGAAACCGCUUCAAUUCGGACCGACUGUGGCAAAAGCUGAGCUUGGCACUUGGAAAGAGUUUGAGCAAUAUGUUUUGAAAGGAAACGAUAAAUGUACUGUAAUUGGAAACGGUAGAACGGAUGGACAGUAUUCAGGUUAUGAAAGAAGGCAAAGUCAGCUUCGUAAAACCAAAACCUUCUGUCGGGGGAUCCGAUCCGCGCCAGCAAUGAGACACUGCAUGAAUCUGGGAGGGAAGAACUGUUUCGUCUUCAAAAACACGGAAAGAGUGCUUGUCGGUUCUGGUGACUCCGGCGGGCCGAUGUUCUGCAAAGGCGACGGUGGCAAAAUGAAAGUGUUUGGAGUUGCCUCUUGGGCGACGAACGGCCCGGCGAGUGACCUUCAAAAAGGGUUCAUGGGCUACGCUCCUGUUUUCUCUCCAGAGGCGCAGAAACACCUCGGCCAGUGGAAUCCUCAAAACAGACCGCCGAAUGCAAACACUUUCCAGGGCUUCGACAAAAUGAUGGAAUAUUAUUUUUUCAAGAAAGAACUGCCUGAUUGGGCGAAAGGCUCUGCAUCCUCCUCAGGCUCCUCCUCAUCAGGUUAUUCAACUGGUUCUUAUCAAAGUGGAAGAAGUUCUUCCACUGGAUCAUCUUACCAGAGUCAAAAUUCGCGCUCGCAAGGCACGACAGGUGGAAAAUUGCCCCGAUGCUCUUAUUGCCCUCCACGAAACAAGCCUCUUCAGGCCCCCAAGAGAAGCCAAUACAGUCAGCCUCAGUACAAGCCACCACCUUCAUAUGCCAGAAAUCCCCCUUCUCGAUCGCCGUAUUCCGGCUCUUCUUCAUCGAACAACCGAUAUCCCUCGAGAAAACCAGUUUAUAAUUCUCGCAAUUCCGGUUACACUGGCAAUUCCCGAUCGUAUAAUUCUGGUUCUCCCUCUGGAUCAUCCUACCAGAAUCAAUAUUCAAAAUAUUCUCCGAGGAAACCAUCUUACAAUCCUCCGAAAUCUGGCUACGGCUCGCGAAAUUCUGGCAAUUCUGGAUCACCAAGCUCAAACGCCCGGCCCAACUAUCAAAAUCGAAUCAGUGGUCGAUACAGACCCGGAGGAUAA
Molecule: messenger RNA, 1455 nt
Organism: Oikopleura dioica
Lineage: Eukaryota; Metazoa; Chordata; Appendicularia; Copelata; Oikopleuridae
Source: the annotation of a GenBank genome assembly